CAAUCUCAUCCCACUCCUCACGCGCUCUAAGCCCAUCAUCAAUGUUCCGCCGCCACGGUUCAGGACCUUCUGUUCCGUCGCCACCGCACCGGAAACUUCGGACACCGAUCACCAGACGAAGCACUCCGUCCUCCUCGAGAAGCUCAGAGUGAGACAUCUCAAAGACAGUGCAAAGAGCUCAGAACUCAAGAAUAAGGACCAAACAAAGAAGAAUUCUUCUUCUUCUACUGGUGAAAAUGAGAGUUUUGAUGGGGUGGUGGUGAAAAAGAAUAAGCUUGUCGGGAGUUUUGAAGAAUUGGGUUUGAGUGAAGAGGUUAUGGGUUCUGUUAGGGAAAUGAGUAUUGAAGUUCCCACUGAGAUUCAGUGUAUUGGUGUUCCUGCUGUCUUGCAAGAGAACAGUGUUGUGUUGGGUUCUCACACUGGCUCUGGCAAAACCCUUGCUUACUUGCUUCCCCUUGUUCAGUUGCUAAGACGGGACGAACAGUUGAAUGGAAUACAGUUAAAGCCCAGGAGACCUCGUGCUGUUGUGCUAUGCCCUACGAGGGAGUUGUGUGAACAGGUUUUUCGAGUUGCGAAAUCAAUUAGUCAUCAUGCACGGUUCAGGUGCACAAUGGUAAGUGGUGGUGGCCGUAUUAGGCCUCAAGAGGAUUCACUUAAUAACCCCAUUGAUAUGGUAGUUGGUACCCCUGGAAGGAUUCUUCAACAUAUUGAGGAGGGCAACCUGGUGUAUGGCGACAUCAAAUACUUGGUAUUGGAUGAGGCAGAUACAAUGUUUGAUCGUGGCUUUGGUCCUGAUAUACGCAAAUUUCUGGCCCCAUUGAAACAUCGUGCAUCAAAGUCUGAUGGCCUAGGUUUUCAGACCGUCUUGGUAACUGCAACAAUGACAAAGGCUGUGCAAAAGCUAGUUGAUGAGGAGUUUCAGGGCAUUGUACAUCUGCGAACAUCAACAUUGCAUAAAAAGAUUUCUUCUGCUCGUCACGAUUUUAUUAAACUUUCGGGUUCUGAGAACAAGCUGGAAGCAUUACUUCAGGUACUUGUGCCAAGCCGAGCAAAAGGCAACAAGGUGAUGGUUUUUUGCAAUACUUUGGACUCUAGCCGUGCAGUGGAUCACUACCUUGUUGAAAAUAUGAUUCCUACUGUCAACUACCAUGGGGAAGUACCAGCAGAGCAAAGGGUUGAAAACCUCAAUAAGUUUAAGAAUGACAUUGAUGAUCGUCCAACAUUAGUUUGCACAGACUUGGCCGCUAGGGGUCUGGACUUGGAUGUAGACCAUGUUGUUAUGUUUGACUUCCCCUUGAACUCUAUCGAUUACCUUCAUCGGACUGGUAGAACUGCUCGUAUGGGUGCAAAAGGGAAAGUAACCAGUUUGGUUACAAAGAAGGACUUGAUCUUGGCCACUAGAAUAGAGGAGGCAAUGAGGAAGAAUGAGAGUUUGGAGGCUAUCACGAAAGAAGGAGUACGAAGGGAUAUCGCCAGGACCCAAGUUAAUGGGCAGAGUGGGAAGGACAGAAAAUUAGUUAAAGUUUCUAAAGUUAAGAACAAUCCUGGUGGACGUGCCAGUUUAGGGAAUAAAGGAUCAGAUUUGAAAUCCGGAAAAGGAUCAUCAUCGGGAAAAUCUAUGAAGAAAGGGAUUAAGGUUUCAAAUUCUGUAAAAUCCUCCAGUGCUAAUAGCUCGAGAAAAGCUUCUUCAGGGGAUAAGCGAACAAGUAAAAGGACCAGUGCCACCAAAUCGACAAAUUCUAAACUCAGUGUUGUCGGGUUUAGGGGUCGGAACUCAUCAUCAAACCCCUUGUGAAGUGGGUUGGUGUCUCAUACUGUAACCAAGUAUUUCAUGCAGAUGGAGUACAAGUUAAGCUUGUGGGGUUUAUGAAUCUCAGAAAACUUCAAACUCUAUUUCCAAGUUAGUAAUGAACGAGAAGUCUUAGGAGGGGUUACUACAUUGCCAUUGGAGUCAUAGAUUAUGACACCAGAGAAAUCAGGAAGCUGGCACUUCCCACCCAUAAGUAUGUUCCUCUGCCACAGCGAACCGUCUCCUUCUUGUUGCUCGCCCAUGCUUGUCGCUGCCACAGCUUCGUUGUGGACCUCUAUCACCGGCUCUUCUUCAACAAAAGCAUCAUAACAAGCUUUCCACUGACGCCAUUUGCGCGAAUGAGAAGCGCACAUGAGCAAGGCAACGGCACACAACACAAGGGUCAUAACAGCUAAGCCAAUAUGUGAGGUGCUAGGCAUAGGGUGGAUCAAUAGAAGUGGACGAGCCAUUGUUGAUGAUAUCUGAAUAAUGAGCUGUGUCUGAACUCUGAAGCAUGAAGGUGGUAUGCAAAAGAGCAUGUAUAUAUAAUUUGUGUGCUUAGCCAUUACCAACUUGAAAGUGUAGUUGGUGUUGAAGGAUUUGUUAGCUUUUUGUUCUUGUGGUUUUAGCAGCAGUGUGUGUGUGAAUGUGGUUUAGGUAUUCUUUGAGCAUGAGGAUUGGUCAAAAGCCUGGU
This is a messenger RNA of Arachis ipaensis, 2483 nucleotides long. RefSeq names its product DEAD-box ATP-dependent RNA helicase 39. The record is from RefSeq and is a predicted model, not a curated record. Gene Ontology annotation, molecular function: RNA helicase activity; ATP binding; nucleic acid binding. Lineage: Eukaryota; Viridiplantae; Streptophyta; Magnoliopsida; Fabales; Fabaceae.